Messenger RNA from Saitoella complicata NRRL Y-17804, 1349 nucleotides. RefSeq lists its product as uncharacterized. NCBI's taxonomy places the organism in Eukaryota, Fungi, Ascomycota, Saitoellomycetes, Saitoellales, Saitoellaceae. The transcript has 5 exons. The record is from RefSeq and is a predicted model, not a curated record. Bases 91 to 1224 code for a protein of 377 amino acids.
CUUUUAUCGUUACCUUCGUGUGCUUUACGAGCAUUCAACCCCUGAGCCGAAAGACCAGCAUUUAUCACCUAAACGGAAAGACAUCUUGAUAUGUGGCGUUACCAAGACCCUAUGCCUGAGCUCGUGAGGAGCCUAUGGAAGGUUGCGCAGCAAAAGUACCAAAUUGAAACCAAAAGGAGGGAUGGGAGAUUGGAAAGAAUCAUUCAACAUGCCUGCGUAUUCAAUAAAUUGGUCAACGCCCAGCAUAACCCAGUCCGAGCACUCAAAAUCGAAGCAGAGAUUGCGAGACACAAGAUAAGGCAAUUGGAGUUUGUGAUUGAAAGAAGGAGCAACUACAAAUCUAAGCCGGUGGUGUAUGUUGAAGCUGUGCCGGUUGAGGAUUUGCAUGGGUGUACGGUUGAGAAUGAAGAAGGUUUGGAGGAGGUAAUAAGGGCGAAGGAACAGAAGGAAGAGGAUGAGAUGUACGAGGUCGAUCCUGGGCUGCAGGCGGAGAUGGAUGAUGUGUUUUGUAGGUUUUCGACGGCAUCGGAUGAGAGUGAUUCUGAUAAUGAAGAGGAGCAUUAUUCGUGCAUGGAGAGAGAUUCACCUCCCAACGAAGAUUUUAUGUCGACUCUUGUGAGUGGGUACACAUCGCUUACCGCCCACCCUAACACCAAUAUCGAGCUCUCAUGUAUGCCUGGCUCGUUUCCGUCCGAGCCGCUCAAUGCUGGAGAAGGAGAGGAUGUGGAUAUGUACGUCGAUCCCGAGGAGUGCAAGAAGAACAUCACCGUAUAUGUGGACCCGGAAGAACACGACGACGACAAUUUCACUGUGUUCGAAGAGCCUUCCCCCUUCAAUCAGGUGGACGACCUCAUCAUGUCUCCCAUGUCACCCGUGUCUCCCAUCUCCCCCCUUCCUAGCUGCACCAACGAAGCGGGUGGUAUCUGUCUCUGCAAUGAUUGCGCUAUUGAGGUAUACCUCUCAGAUGGCUCUUCAUCUACGGAGUACGAGCCUGAUUCGUCUGAGCAUUAUAUGGCUGUCUCUUCGUCUUCGGAGCGUGAGAGUGCUAUUCAUGGGCUUGAGUUCAAACCGGCGGGAUGGUAUGAUUUGUUUGGGCUGCAGGUUCCAUGGAUGGGUGACUAUGAGCCUCUGCCGAGGAUGGAGGAGGAUUUUGGGGUGUGUAUUGGGCCGUUUGUGUUGUUGGAGAGGGCGGCGGGGAUUUCGAUUGUAAGAUCGGAGCACUGAGAGUAUCGUGGGAGUUUUCAGAAGGGGCAUGAAUGGCGUUUUCAUGGAGUGUUCUUUUGUUUCGUUCUUUCAUGGCCUGGUUGUGUUUGACUUGAAGCUCAAGGGGAGUGUACGAUAUGGAAUGG